Messenger RNA from Drosophila busckii, 1738 nucleotides. RefSeq names its product dnaJ homolog subfamily C member 22 (gene wus). Gene Ontology annotation, biological process: endocytosis. Bases 319 to 1509 code for a protein of 396 amino acids. NCBI's taxonomy places the organism in Eukaryota, Metazoa, Arthropoda, Insecta, Diptera, Drosophilidae. Gene Ontology annotation, cellular component: early endosome; plasma membrane. The transcript has 2 exons. The record is from RefSeq and is a predicted model, not a curated record.
UGAGCAAGUAACAACUAAAAAAAGAAGCGCAUAAGAAAUAAACAAAUAUAAGUGUGUAGAAUUACGUGUUAAAGAGCGUGCAAUAUAAAUUAAAAGAGGCUGAGGGAAAGAAAGAGAGAGAGCCUGCAGCUGAGAACCAAUAAGAUUUAAACGCAUCAGAGCGUCGCGUUUAUAACUGUGUUUUGGUGCCAGUGCCUUGCACUUGUUGUUGUUGGUGUUGUCGCUGCGUGCGUAGAAUUUGUGAAAAGAGAAAGUUUUAGAGCGCAGUCGCGCAGACGAACAAGAAGGUGAAAUACAGAAUUAAGGUAAGUGAAUAUUAUGGGUACUAAGCAAACCAUGUCGCAUAAUGUGGGUCAAGGCGAGGAGGUCCAGAAACAUAAGAAGCUACGUGGUGGAAAAGUACGCGACGCCAAUGCGCUGCCACCAAAGAAAUCUGUAACCAUAGCCUAUAUACUGUGGCUAGUUGGCGGCCUCUUUGGACUGCAUCAUCUCUACUUGCAUAGGGAUCGCCAUGCGUUUAUCUGGUGGUGCACUCUAGGCGGCUACAUGGGCAUUGGCUGGCUGAGUGAGAUUUUUAUGAUACCACAAUAUGUGCGCGAUGCCAAUGAAGAUCCUGUCUUUGUGCAACAGUAUGUGGCCAAGCUGCAGCUCUAUGCGCGCCCGCCUUAUGCCGCAAAGCGUUUUCUGGGACAGAUCAUGAUAGGCUAUCUGUUUGGCCAACUGCUCGCUUCGGCUAUACCGCCUAAUCCGUUGUUUGGCCUGGAUAUGAGCUUUCUGCACUGGCUUAUACCCGUGGGCGUGUCCCUGGGCGUCUGGCUUGUGGGCAACGUUGGACGUGAAUGUGGCGUUUGGUGGCAUUCGCUGCUCGCUGCCUUGGCAGCCUAUCCUAUGCGCUAUCUGAUCUAUGAUGAAACCUAUAGUCUGCUGCUGACAGCGCUUGUGUCUGCCUGGGCUUUUGAUGUGCUUUCCAAGCAGUGGCGACGCACGCCGCCUGCUCGACGCGGCGCUGCGGAACGCACUCUGAAGUUUACUGGCGCGCUCUGCAUUUACUUCAGCAUCUGGGGCUGUGUUGUCUUCUUCAAUGGCACCAUUACCGACGAGGAUGGCGGCGAGGUGCCGCUGCACGAGGCCUUGCACAAUUUCCUCGCCUCUGCCUGGUGGACAGAUCUUAAGCAAGCGCUGCUGGAUACUUAUAACUAUGCGCAACAUCAUGGCUGGUAUGAAACCUGGCGCGAAGUAUUUGAAAGCAUGGACGUGGAUGGUGAGCGCAAUGCCUACAAGGUGUUGGGUGUGAGUGCCACUGCCUCGCAGUCAGAGAUAACUGCCGCCUAUCGUAAGCUCUCCAAGGAGAAUCAUCCCGAUAAGGUCAAGGACGAGGCAUUGCGUGCGCAGGCACACCAACGGUUCAUUGAUAUACAGCAGGCAUAUAGUGUGCUCAGCAAAAUCAAAUCAAGUCGUCGACGCAAAAACAAACAGUUCAAUGAGGACGAUGCGCCCAUUGUAAUCUAAGUCCCAGUUCAAGUUCAAGUCCAAGUCGUGCUUAAAAUUGUAUGCUCGCUUUUUUUUUAAUUUUCUUUGUAAUAUUUAUUGCUUUUACAUGUUAAUUGUUAGCUUUAGUUUAAUAACCUAAACAUAUAUAUGACGAAUCCAGAGCGUACUUAGCGCAACGAAUUCAAUAAUUGACGCCUCACGCGAAGGCAAUAAAAAACAAAAAACGUUAAGCUCUUAAGCAAGUCUA